Molecule: messenger RNA, 1665 nt
Organism: Exophiala spinifera
Lineage: Eukaryota; Fungi; Ascomycota; Eurotiomycetes; Chaetothyriales; Herpotrichiellaceae
Exons: 1
Coding region: 1-1665 (554 amino acids)
Biological process (GO): polysaccharide biosynthetic process
Cellular component (GO): membrane
Molecular function (GO): acyltransferase activity, transferring groups other than amino-acyl groups
Source: RefSeq, a predicted model, not a curated record
AUGGCAGAAGAGGACCUGCCUAUUCGCACUGGAGGCGACGUUGAAGGCGACGUUGAAGGCGACGUCGACGGCGACCGCAAUAAUCAUUCUCCGAUCAAGGCGGAGUGGAACUCAGAAGUCAAGCACGAAGAGACCGAGGCUGUUGUUGUCCACGUCAAAGAAGACGACGAUCUCGAUUCAGAAGAUGUGCCUCUCUUGACUCAAUCCGACGAAGGACACAUCGACGACAUCCCCCUUCUGAACCCCUUAGAGACCGAGCAAAGGAAAUCCGCAUAUCUGAACCGCAAAUUCCAAUGGCACCUCUCUUACCUGAAAGAGCUGCCAUUAUAUUUAUAUACUUGUCUUCAAGCGACGGGCCGCCUGUUCAUAUCCGCCCUGCCAACGUACUGCGUACCCAGCCGCAUACCACCCCCUCGCCCAGGCCCAACAGCCUACCUGGACGCUCUGCGCGGCUACGCCGCCGUGAUCGUCUAUAUCUUCCACUUGUACGAUAAGCGCGGUGACCUCUCGUGGCGCCGCUACCCGUUCGUCAGCACCUUCUUCGCCGGGUCCGGCAUGGUCAACCUCUUCUACGUUAUCUCGGGCCACGUCCUGGGGUAUGGGUUAUUAUUAACCAUGCACAGGAAGGAAGAAGGGCGGAUGCUGCAGGGUCUCGCCUCCGCCUUGUUUCGACGGUAUAUGCGGCUCUACGGCAGUGUUGUGGUGGCCUUGAUCAUCACGCUCAUCCUGCUGCGCCUGCGUCUCUACAACGGCGUGUAUUUUAACAAGAUCUACUUUGAAUCCAUCGAUGAGCAGCUCAAAAAUUGGUUCGUAGACCUCUUCAAGUUCUGCAACCCUUUGUCACCGAGGAUCACGGACAUCAAGGACGACAAGCCUCUUGCCAGCGCCUAUUUGCCGCAGAUGUGGACUAUCCCCGUGGAGUUCCGGGGCAGUGUUUUCUUGUUCGCGUUCUGCGCGGCCAUUUGCAAAUUGACCGCCAAGGCACGCAUGGUGGUCAUGGGGGUCGUCAUUCUUAUGGCUUAUUGCUGGCAGGCCGUCUACAUUGCCGAGUUCACUGGCGGCCUCCUCAUCGCACAGCUAUCUCUAGUUCGCCACCCGGAGCGCAUCUCGGAACCCUCCCCAUUAGCCAUGACCGAAACCACAGACGCAGAACCGACACCGCCACAAUCGCGCCUUUCUGAGAUCAGCCACACCGUCCUCUUCAUCAUCGCCUUCCUGCUCCUUGGAGAAAACGACGCCGGACAAAUGAAAAUGCGCCUCUGGGGGGAUUUCCCUUGGGUAUAUCUCGACAAAGUGGUCCCACCCUGGUGGAGCGAGACGGCGCAUUAUAUCUUCUGGCUCGGCUGGGGCAGUCUGGGCCUCGUGUAUGCGUUGGAGUUCUGCCCGAGGCUGCAGCGGCCGCUGGAAUGGAGGGUAUCGCAGUACAUUGGAGAAAUCUGUUUUGGCCUGUACGCUAUGCACGUCCCAGUCGGCAUGGGCUUGCAGAACCAAUACAUGAAUUCCUGGCGGAAUGAAUGGGCUGGUGAAGCGAUUUGGGGUUACUUAGUUGAGGCGUUGGUUCUCACUUUCAUCGUGGUGACGGCGGGGGACUACUUCACCCGGAUCGAUCGUGCCGUGGUUCGGUUGGCGCGUUCUCUUCAGGAAAGGCUGUUCACUAAGUGGUAG